Messenger RNA from Hyaloscypha bicolor E, 2784 nucleotides. RefSeq names its product DNA mismatch repair protein-like protein MutS. Gene Ontology annotation, cellular component: nucleus. Bases 85 to 2673 code for a protein of 862 amino acids. The record is from RefSeq and is a predicted model, not a curated record. NCBI's taxonomy places the organism in Eukaryota, Fungi, Ascomycota, Leotiomycetes, Helotiales, Hyaloscyphaceae. Gene Ontology annotation, molecular function: ATP-dependent DNA damage sensor activity; ATP binding; mismatched DNA binding. The transcript is spliced from 9 exons. Gene Ontology annotation, biological process: mismatch repair; reciprocal meiotic recombination.
CUGGAUUUCGCCAGACUUGAUCUGCGAGACUUGAUAUACCCUUUAAUUCUUCAAGACUAACAUCUUCUUCGUCAUCCGCACACAAUGGCCACGCCAAGGCCUUCCACUUCUUACAGUUAUGCUUCAACGUCCAGGACUUCCGACCAGAAUGGAUACUCGACCUCGGCUUCUCUGCCAACUUACGGCCGUCGACCGAGUACUGCAGGCCCUAGCAUCACUCGCCCAAGCACAGCGCGCCCAAGUAGCGGUCGUCGAUCAAGAGCUGGCUCCAUCAUUGGUGGUGGCGACGCUCAACAGAUCAUCUGUGCAGUCAGUGAAGCUCGAGGCAUAUCCCCAACUGUCGGACUUGCUUUUGUGAAUAUUUCUACUGGAGAAGCGGUGCUCAGUCAAAUUUGUGACAGUCAAUUCUAUGUCAGAACUCUUAACAAGCUGCAGAUUUUUGAUCCCACAGAAAUCCUGAUCAUUUCAACCGCGGGGCCGCCAAACCCGAAAUCCAAGAUGUACCAAUUGAUUGAAGAGAAUAUUCCAGGAGCUAGAAUCAUUACGAUCGAUCGCAAGUAUUGGUCUGAGACAGCUGGACUUGAAUUUAUUGACCAAUUUGCUUUCUCUGAAGAUGUUCAGGCAAUCAAGGUUGCAAUUGGAGGAAAUUAUUUCGCAACAUGCUGCUUUGCUGCAGCUCUCAAGUAUAUUGACCUGGCGAUGUCCUUGACCUUCGCAUUUCACUCUCUCCGAAUUAAAUACCAGCCAUCCGAAGGUACAAUGAUGAUUGACCUCUCCACGAUUCAAUCUCUUGAGUUGAUCCAGAAUAUACAGAAUUCCAAGUCGAAGGAUUGUUUGUUUGGCGUGAUGAAUGAGACGUUGACACCGAUGGGGAGCCGGCUUCUUCGGAGCAACAUCCUUCAACCAUCUACUCAGAAAGAUGUUCUCAAUCAACGAUACGAUGCUGUUCAUGAUUUUACUAUUAAGGAGGAUAUGUUCUAUCAGACACGGCUUGCUCUUAAGUCUACUCACGAUGUGGAAAAGCUGCUUACCAGUCUAAUCGUCCUUCCCACUCAACCGGACAUACGAUACUCAGAACAAUCGAUCAACAACGUAAUGAUGCUGAAGAGUUUCGUACAGUCUGUCGGCCCAUUAUUCGAAGCCCUCGCAGGAGCUCAAUCAGAAAUGCUUGUCAAGAUCCGAGAGAAUUGUCGACCCGAUAUCAUUAAUCCCACAAUGAAACUCAUCAAGCAAGUCAUCAACGAGGAUGUUACCUACCAGAAGACGCCUCUGGAUCUGCGAAACCAAAGAACGUAUGCUGUGAAGUCCGGUGUCAGCGGUCUUCUUGAUGUAGCCCGUCAAACAUUCAAGGAGGCUACUGAGGAUGUCCACCAACAUGUCACUGACAUCAACCAACGAUUUGAGAUGCAGGCUGAGACGCGAUAUGAGAAUGCACGUCAUUAUUAUCUGAGACUUUACGAAAGUGAUUUCGACGGUCGAGCAAUCCCAAACAUCUUGAUCAAUCGGUACAAGAAGAAAGGUUUUAUUGAAUGUCAGACAAUGGACCUUAUGAAAUUGAAUCAACGAAUCCAGGACUCUCAUCUAGAAGUCGUCUCGAUGAGUGAUAAAACCAUCCAAGAACUGAUAGAGAAUCUCCGUGGGGAGAUCCCGAGCCUGUACCAAGUCUGCGAGAGCAUUGCGUUGCUAGACGUGCUUGCAGCGUUUGGUCAUUUGGCCACAAGCAGCGAAUAUUGCAGACCAGAGCUCACAGAUUGUAUUGGGAUCAAGUCUGGUCGUCAUCCAGUUCGAGAGAAGGUUCACCAGCAGAAGUUCGUCCCCAAUGAUAUUUAUGCAUCUCAGCAAUCGCGUCUUCAGAUCAUCACCGGCUGUAACAUGAGCGGCAAGAGCACUUACAUCCGUUCCGUUGCUCUCAUGACUGUGAUGGCCCAAGUUGGUAGCUUUGUGCCAGCCGCGUAUGCUUCUUUUUCAUUGAUCCACCAGCUCUUUGCCCGCGUCUCCAUGGACGACAGCAUCGAAGCCAACGUUUCUACUUUUGCAUCCGAGAUGAGAGAGAUGGCUUUCAUUCUGAGAAACAUCGACAAGCACAGUUUUGCAAUUAUUGACGAACUUGGCCGAGGCACGAGUAGUCGAGAUGGACUUGCCAUUGCUUUGAGCAUUGCAGAAGCUCUUGUCGAAAGCAAGGCUUUGGUUUUCUUUGCGACGCACUUCAGAGAGCUUGCCCAGAUUAUGUCCGAGCGUCCCGGCGUAGUCAAUCUCCACCUUGCGGUCGACAUGAGCGAAGAUAAUACAAUGACAAUGCUAUACAGGGUUGGAGAAGGCUUUGUGAAGGAGGAACACUAUGGACUUGCACUUGCUCGGGUCGUUGAUCUGCCACCACAAAUCCUUGAAGUCGCUGAGAAAGUCUCGAAGAUGCUCGAUGCCCAAGCAGCAGCGAAGAAGAAGUCUUCGAAAGCAUUCGCACUUGCAAGAAGGAGAAAACUUGUGCUGGGCUUGAAGGAGACCUUGAAGCAGGCUGAGAGUGGUCCCAUGGAAGGCAAGUCUCUGCUAAGUUGGUUGCGUCGUCUUCAAGAUGAGUUUGUUAGGCGUAUGGACCAGAUCGAAAAUGAUGUUGAGAGCAGCGACUCUGAUGCGGGGACGGGUGAGGAGGAUGGGGGACCCGAAGAAACUUCUUGAAGUGCACGCUCGAGUGAUGGCUGUAUCUGUAGGCAAGUUGCUCUCAAUCUCCUUCUGUCGCAUCGGAGAUCUAGCUAGAUGUCCAUAUACUACAUAAAUGGCAUAACUCUC